GGAGGGGCCUGGCGGCAGGGUGGCGGGGCGGGCCUGGGGGCGGAGAACCACCUACCGGGUCCGAGGAGACUGGAGGGCAACCUACCCCGGCCCCGGGCGAUUCAAAGAGGCAACCGCGCCCCACCCCCGCCCCUCGCGAGCAGGCAGGGCCCACAGCCCUAUAUAUAACUAGAGCCCCCCCCCGGAAUCAUAUAAAUUGAGAGGCUUUUUCUUAUUUUUUAUUUAUUUUAAUUUUAAAUAUUUUAUUUAUUUAGAUGACAGAGACAGAGAGUACAGGUAGGCAGAGAGACAGGCAGAGGGAGAGGGAGAAGCAGGCUCCCCGCUGAGCAGCGAGCCCGAUGCGGGGCUCGAUCCCAGGACCCUGCGAUCAUGACCCGAGCCGAAGGCAGACGCUUAACCGAUUGAGCCACCCAGGCUCCCCUUUUUCUUAUUUUUAAUUGAUUGAAAAGAUCAGCAUUUAAAAUAGUAACAAUGUAUUAUAGGGUUUUUAUUAUAUACAGAAGUAAAAUGUACACAAAAAUAGAAAAAUGGAUGGAAGUGAGGAAGUGGAAGUAUGUAGAAGUAUAGACCUACCCCAUACCUCCACAGGACACAGCCCCCCCCAGGACACACAGGCUCCCCCCCACAAGACACACAGCCCCCCGCAGGACACACAGCUCCCCUCCCAGGACACACAGACCCCACAGGACAUACAGCUCCCCCCAGGAGACACAGCUCCCCUCCCAGGACACACAGCCCCCCCCAGGACACACAGCUCUCCUCCCAGGACACACAGACCCCCCCCAGGACACACAGACCCCCCUCCCUGGACACACAGCCUCCUUCCCUGGACACACAGCCUCCCAGGUCACACAGACCCCAGAGGACACACAGGCCCCUCCCCACAGGACACACAGACCCCCCCUCCCUGGACACACAGCCUCCCAGGACACACAGCCCCCCCCACAGGACACACAGCCCCCCUCCCAGGACACAUAGACCCUCCCCUUCCAGGACACAGGACACACAGCCUCCCUGGACAUACAGCUCCCCCUCCUGGGACCCAUAGACCAUCCCCUCGAGGGACAAAGUCUGGACUUUCUGGCACAGAGCAGCUGGGCUGUGGUCCUACUCCAACACUGAGUGGCCAUGGAGACAAGACUGCUGGCCCUAGGGUCCCCUACUCAGACAACCCUCUGGUCUCUCUCUCACUGUCCCCUGUCCUAUUUUCCCCUUGCACCUGGACGUCCACAGUCCAGGCAGCACCCGUUCCUGCCCCUCCCAUCCUCUCCUCCCAUCUGUACCCUUGGGCUGCUGACCCACCCUACAAGGUGGCACCCUUUCUGCCCUGGGGCCCUGGGGUCCUGGGGUCCGAAUUUACCCAUGCAUGCCCUGCUGGUAGAGUCGGCAUAACUCAGUUUCCGUAUGUGGGGGUAUCUCAGGCUGGUGGCCCGUGGUUUGGGACAGGGGCCAGACACUGAUCGCAGACUCACAGACCUGGGGCUCUUCACUGCAGCCCACAGACUCAGAAAGAACCCUGCUGCUGGAGAGCCUUGCCCCAGCAGUCCGGUUGUUACCUCUGCACACGGGCACCUGUGGUCACCAAAGCGGGCACUCAGGGAAAUGAGAGACUCAGCCCUUCCUUUGAUCUGGGGCCUCCCGCAGGUCCUAUGUCACUCCAGGUCCUUCUGUGACAGACAGUAGUAGGCUGGGGGUGCUGCUGAGGGGGCUCCUCGCCACAGCCUCUGUAUCUUAACCCCAGAAACUCAAAGCUGUACCACCCUCUGGAAUGGGUCGAAUGGUGACCCCCAGAGACAUGCCCACACAGAACCUGUAACUGGGACCCUAUUUGGAGAAUCUUUGCUGGUGUAAUUAAGGAUCCUAAGAUGAGAUCACCCUGGAUUUAGGGUGGACCGUGAAUCCAUGACGAGUGUCGUCCUUAGUGGAGAAGAGGAGGGGAGAAGACAGAGGGGAUGGCCACUUGAUGGGAAGGCUGAAACUGGUGCCACGCAGCUGCAAGCCAACACGUGCUGACAGCUGCAGUCACUCCCAGGUGCCGGAAGAGGCCUGGGAAGGCCCCCCAGCCCCCAGGCAGUGAGGACGUGGGUGUCCCUUCUUGGAGCUAUCUAUUUCUGGCAGCCCUAGGAAACCAGCACAGCCCGUCGGUAGCUCACAUGUCUUUAGGCAGCAGAUGGGAGAAGUGGCUCGAAAUGAGUGCCGGGCUCCUCACUGACUCCCUCUCCUAGGUGGGAGGGGGCACGUUCUCACCUCCGGGGCGCAGACUGGGGUUUGAGCCAGGGAUGGAGGGCAUAGGCAUUACGUGUGUUCCCUACUAAAGCCCAACUUUCUGUCUGUAAGAGGAAAAUUACAUCUAGGUGUUCACAAUACAGGCCACAGAGAGAAAUGCUUCACAGGGUCUCAGAAUACCUUGUGUGUCUCCACUGGGGACCGCGUACUCUGCAUGGUGUCUGUCUGUUAUGGGUUCUCACUGCCAGCCCAGGACACAGCUCAGCCUCUGCUCGGGGAGUGCCGGCUCCUCAUGCCAGGAUAGGGAACUUCGUCGGGCACCUGCCAGCCUGCUUACAUGAAGCCAGCCCGUUUCCCACCACUGACUCGCCUGCGCGCUGCCUGGCAGACCUGUCCUGCAGCCAUCCUGCGCUGACUCUGCUCAGCCUCAUCCAGUUCCUCUGUUUGGCCAACGGCAUGAGAACACUCCCAGAAGAGGCCGGGGCCCUGAGGGGAAGGAAGACCUGAGAACACGUGCACCGCUGGGAGCCAACAGGGAAUGCCACUUGGAUUUGCUAAAGCACUUUCUACUGUGAAGUAUAACUUCUUGUUGUGGAGUGUCCUGGGGCCAGCACAACACUGGGGUACUCAGCACGGCGGAGAUUUGCCCUCUCACAGCUCUAGGGGCUCUGGGACUGGAGUCUGAGAUCCAGGUGCAGGCGGGGCCCUGGGGGCUCCUUCCCGCCUCUGCCAGCUUCUGGGGGCUCCAGGUGUCCUUUGUCCCCCGGGAAGAACUCCAGGUCACAGAGGCUAUAUUCCUUCUAGAACAUUAGUGGUAGUCUUAAGGAGUCCUUCAGUUGAAGAUGGAACUGAAUGGAAGGGAGGAGAGCCCUGUUUGGUCUGGUGUGACCUUGCCACCAGGGGACACGUUCCAGUGCCCCCCUGCUGUCCUUGGCCUUAGGGACCUGCAGCUUUGGUUCUCCAGAAGUCUGUUCUUCACAGGGGAGAAGAGGUGCUGCAGGGGCUCCCUUCAACUUAGACCUCUCCUCACAUCCCUCCUGGUCACCCACGUAGGAAAGAGAUGCCCCACCUGGGCCGGCCCCACAUCGGUCACAGCAGGUCAGAUGACACCCAUCCUGGGCACCCUGGCUGUCCCUGCACUCAUGGUCAGCAGGUCGACCCUUCUCUGCCAUCCACUGCCGGACGGAGAAAAGGUGCUGUGGCCCCAGCAGGACAUCCUCCCAGGCCGGCAGCCGCUGCAGAGGCGCUGUCCCCUAGCCCGCUCCCCUGUGGACAUUUGUCCCCAUCGUGCUCAGGGGGCUGUGCGACCUCAAGCCUGGCCCUAGGCCUUCAGCGGCCAGGGGUGGCCAGCCUCAUUUCUCCUCUGGCCCUCCGAAUAGAGAUGUUGCUUCCGAUUCUCAAGUCCCUUAAAUUUCUAAAAAUCUGUAAAUAGUUAAUAGAAACUGAGAACUGGGUGUUUUCCCAUUGCUACUUACUUCUUAAAGAUUCCUCACCGUAACCAUCAGCUGCUGCCGAGAGAGAGGUCAGGCAGCUACAACCAGGAAGGGAAGGGAGUCUCUAUCAGCAGAUGCCAUGCUCAGGACAGGCAAUGAAGCAAAUGAAAUAAAGGGCUAUGUGAACACACGGAAUCAGAAAGAACCAGCCAACAGUCCUACCAAGAAACAAGUAUACAUUUUAU
Molecule: messenger RNA, 3904 nt
Organism: Mirounga angustirostris (Northern elephant seal)
Lineage: Eukaryota; Metazoa; Chordata; Mammalia; Carnivora; Phocidae
Exons: 3
Coding region: 528-1460 (310 amino acids)
Source: RefSeq, a predicted model, not a curated record